This is a messenger RNA of Lathyrus oleraceus (garden pea), 1009 nucleotides long. RefSeq lists its product as uncharacterized. Lineage: Eukaryota; Viridiplantae; Streptophyta; Magnoliopsida; Fabales; Fabaceae. Gene Ontology annotation, molecular function: zinc ion binding. The transcript has 5 exons. The record is from RefSeq and is a predicted model, not a curated record. The coding region runs from base 182 to 796 and encodes 204 amino acids.
CUCAACUAAUGAUAUUUGUUUUUAGAUAUUAAGACUAUAAAAUAAGUCUUUACCAAAAUUUAUUUUCUUUUUUUACAUCUGAUAUAUGAACUUGUUCAUAUCAGAAAGUGAGAUUCGUAUCAAAACGGCUGCCUAGGGCACAAGAAUAUCGAAGGUUGCUUCUUCUUCUACAAAAAUCAACAUGGAUCAGCAUGUGACCCAAAGUAAUGUUAAAAAGCCAGUGUGGAUUGAGGAUUUUCUUGAGGGAAAUUUCUUUGACUCAUGUUCUCUUCAUCAAACUCGUAAAAAUGAGUUAAAUAAGUAUUGUAUUUAUUGCAAUAAGUUAUGCUGUCAAUUUUGUGUAUCUUUUGGUCUUCAUCGCCAUCAUAAGAUGCUUAAAGUAUCUAGACAUGCUUACAAGGAUGUUGUCUCCCUGGGUGCAAUGGAAAAGUACUUCGAUUGUUCCCAAAUUCAGACAUACAAAUGCAACAGGCGAGUGGUUAUUUCUUUGAAUCCUCUCCAACUCAAUGAGCCAUCAUCAAAUGUUGAAGAAUCAUGCAAAGCUUGCAACAAAAAGUUGAAUGACCCUCAUUUAUAUAGCUAUUGCAGCAUUUCUUGCAAGAAUGAAGCCCUUUCGAAAAAGCCUGAACCUGAGGAUCCUGCUAGCAUAAUAAUAAUUGAGUCUUCUUCGGAACCUUCUAUGGAGAGUCCUCCUCAUCCUCUUCCUCUUCGUCGUCCCCCGCAGGAGAUAACUUCUGAACCAUCCAAAAGAAAAAGGAGAAGAAAGGGAAGCCCCCAUAGAAGCCCCUUGUUCUAAAAGAUUCAAGUGGAUCACAUAUACUACUCAUGUUGUAAUGAAGUUUAUAACUAUUUUUUUUAUUUUAAUUUUUGUGAUUUAUAUAUCCUUAUUAUCAUGGAUCAGUUUCAUACUAUGAUUAAUCAUAACUGUUGAUUUUAGAUUGGAUGAUAAGAUUUAAGAUAUCAAUCUAAAUUGUACACAAGAAAAUGAUCUUGACCGAUCGAUUUAAGA